AUGUGCCACCGAGUGAUUUGUCAUGACUGUGGCAAGUAUACCUGGGAAGGAUGUGGACUUCAUAUUGCUCAAGCACUUGCUGGUCUAUCACUCGAACAGAUCUGUUCCUGUGAUGAUGAUCAGGACAGUGAGCAUUCCUGGGCUACCAUCACAUCCCCAACUUCACCAAGACGAGCAUUGAAUGCCGCCCGGUAUUCGACAACAACAGCAACAGCAAUAGGAGACGUGUCCUCAUUAUCAUCCAGCUGCGAUGAUCCAGAUGUCCCACCUCCUUUACAAUACAAACUAUCCAAGAUCUCGGCUACGUCUGCAGAAGAGGCUGCAGUCCGAAAGGCACAACAAGCUGCAGCAUUAGAGGAGCUGAAACGGAUCAAAGAACAAAAGGACAAAGAACUCAAAAACGCAAAUGAAGAUGCUCUUAAGAAAUUACUCGAAGGAUUAUCACAGGAAGAGAAGACAGAAUGA
This is a messenger RNA of Lobosporangium transversale, 465 nucleotides long. RefSeq lists its product as hypothetical. The transcript is spliced from 2 exons. The record is from RefSeq and is a predicted model, not a curated record. Lineage: Eukaryota; Fungi; Mortierellomycota; Mortierellomycetes; Mortierellales; Mortierellaceae. The coding region runs from base 1 to 465 and encodes 154 amino acids.